Molecule: messenger RNA, 593 nt
Organism: Racocetra persica
Lineage: Eukaryota; Fungi; Glomeromycota; Glomeromycetes; Diversisporales; Gigasporaceae
Source: the annotation of a GenBank genome assembly
GUUCUGAAAAUAUUACUGAUGGCAGACCUUUUUUUCAAUUGGGAGCCAUUAAGGAGGAUAGUGAGAGGGGAUUGGUAGUGGCUACUCAAAAUAGAAAAGGAUUUAGUUUGAAUAAUCCUUAUUUAGGAGUGGAGUAUCCGUCUAUUAUUCAUAGUUUAGGGAGUGUGAGUGAAAAAAUAAAGAAGUUUUUGGAGCAAGAACAGCAUGAAGAAAUCCCCAACGAUAUCAGGAGGCCCAAAAAUGAGAAAAGGCCGCUGUUAGUGAUUGGGCUGAAAGAAUUAAAAAAGAGAAAAAAUAAUGGCUCAACAGUUAAUCAGGAGAGGAGAAGUCCUCAUCCUGGAAUAAUUAUCUCUAAUAAUCAGCAAAAUCUUUAUAGUCCCUUAAUCACCAUUAUUCCUUUAACUUCUCAACUGGAUAAGAUUUACCCGUUUGAGGUGCUGACUGAAAUAAAUAACCAAAAGGGCAAGGCCUUGACCAACCAAAUUACCACUAUUGAUAAAAAAAGAUUGGGAGACUACUUGAGGCAAUUGGAUAAAUCAGUUAUGAGAAAAAUCCAAGCAUCCUUACAUUUGACUUUGGCUUUGGAGGAAUAG